ACACAAUCCUGAAUGCUAAUUUAAGCCAUUGUGUAUGAUUGUAUGAUAGUAUGGUUUUUGGUGGUGAUAAGUAAUGAAGACUUGGUGUAGGACGGUGUACAUGUGUUCCAAUUUUCUAGCACCCUUGAUACUGUAAAAUGGCUUCUUCAUGUGGUUUUUUUCUGCCUACAUAUUACUGAAAUGAAAGCCAAGAUGGCCAAAAACUUACCUUGGAAGCCUUCCAAAAUUUUGCAGAAAAAUGUUUUAAAAAGGGUGAUCAGAUAUGAUUAAGUUGCUAAUCGAAUUCCACAUGAAAAUAAUUAAUUCAGCAGUAAUGGCUUUGUUUAUUAGCACUCCUCACUUCAUGUUUUAUGUUAUUUUUUGUUGUAGUCUUCUUUGUAGCUCUAUAUUAACUGUCCCAUAACUCUGCUGAUGCCUGAAAAUAUGUAUCUGGAGCUGAGACCACUCAAGACACUUUGACAUGUUGUCUUAGUUCAGCAGUCAGUGUUCAGAUGGCAGGAGGCACUAUUUUGAACUUUUCAUGUAUCUGCUGUACAAUGCAAGAACACAGGUUUUCAUGGCUUUAAGACAAUAUAUUUUUCAGAUCAGUUUUUAAUUACGCCCUUUUUGAUGGUUCCAUUGCCUGUCCAGGACCCACACUACAUAUUAAUGUAGUCUAUCUAUUUUCUGAAAUAACCAGUGGAGGCAGCUCAAUUUAGUCAUCCUGUUUAUUUAUUCUUCCUUGUGAGAGGGGCAGGGGUGAGGUCAAUUCCACUGCAUCUAUAGAGUUCAAAAACAGAGUCACUGCUUUUAUGCAUCGGACAAAAUUACAAUGAUGUUAAACUUAUAUUUUGAGCAUCAGUGAAAUAUUGUGUUCAAGACACAAAGUUCAGUAAUAUCAAGAGUUAAAGAAAGGCCAUAAGUUCUUGGAAAUAUAGACAACCGGUAGAUCAUUGCCCUUUUAUUUCCAUUAUCAAGUGGGUCAGAUUCCUCGUCUACCACCAAUCCCGGACAUGGCUGGAAUGUUGUAUCUGGCCACAUUGAUAACUUACUUGCCUGAUUCCUGGACCUGUCUGCACUGUCUGUACUGACCAAGCCAGAGAUGCACUAACCAUACCACAACCAAGAAGAACUGCCUCUGUCUGACAGUGUCAAUAUAAUCAGUUUUGACUGGUAUCUUUUUCAGAUCCAACAGUUCUUAGGAAAUUGUGUAGGAACAUUUUUUCAUAGCUACGCUAAAAGAUUCUAAUUUUUGUUUUAGACGAGUAAAAAUUUGCAUUGGCUUGCGGGUCAUUGAGUGCAGGCAGUGUUUGAGCCUCUUGUAUUGGUAGGUGGUGCAUGAUUGUAUUAAUGAGUGUGAAGCAAUAAUGUUUUGGGCUUCUUCAGUGAAAUUCCUCUAACAGAGUGCCAAGCAAAGAAUAAUCCAGUAGUCCAUCAUAAAAAGGUUGGGAUCAAACUUUCAAGGAAAACAAGUUGGUUGAUUUACAUAGCCAAACAUUUCUAUUCGGUUUAGUUUUGUUAUAUAUACAUUUUGUACUAUCAAUAUCAUGAGAAAAACCUUGAGAUGAGUUACAACAUUCCCUUUCUAAACAUAAUUAGAUUUGUAGCACUUAUUUAUCCGUUCUUAGAAAACCCAAAGCUUUUUCAUUGAAGAUGAUUGUGUUUCUGGAUAAUGUUACUUCCAAACCUUGGCCUGUGCACUAUCUUUACUACCAUUGUGGUCCAGUGUAACAAGGGGCUAAUUAGUUGAUCCCUUCCCAAGGAACUCAUUGCUAUCUAAUAAUUACACUCAAACGCCUUACAUUGUAUAUUGAAAACCUUGGCCUAUUAGCGUUGUUUACUACACAAUUGGCCAACAAAACAAAGGGUUAAAGAGCUGAAACAAUCAGUACUGAAUUAGUGGCUGUACUGAUGAGGAUAACCUGAAUGCAUCUGAACAUCAUCUUCAUCUAACAGUGCGUGUUGCUCGUUGUGUGAAUUCAAUGAAUGGAUAAGCUGAUGACCAUUACCUUCUCACGCCACCAGGCCUGGACAUAUCUUUGCCCUCGAGAUAAGAAAUAUUGUGACAGGAGGACCAAUCCAUCUUCACGCCAAGUGUCUGCAAGGGAAUACAUCAAGAGUUGCUUUUAACAGAUACCUGCUUCAAACUGCACCUGUAAAAGAAGACUCGAGAAUGACAAGAUAUUGACUAGUUUGUGUUUGGGUAACAAGUGAGCCUACCUUUACUUCAAAGACUUUUUCUUUCGUCUUUGUCUCAUGUUAUUCUUAGCACUCCUGUUCACCGAAUCCUAGUAAGUUUCAUCUUGGUCAAAACAGAGAAACCGGAAUUAUCUCUAACAGUUGGAGAGUUCUGAGUGUGACUGUAGACAUUCAGGAUCCAGUUUGUGAUCUUGAGAUCGGUUUGAGAUAUGGCAAUACUGCUCACUCAGAUAAGUUCCCAGUUAGUGAUGAUUCAUAAGUGUGUUAACUCACAAACAAGUCUGAUAGGAUUGGUGAAGUGUAAUUCCUCAUUCCAUCCGUAUUGUUACCAUCAAUGCUCAAAGAUCCCUCUAGGUCAUGUCUUAGCUGUGGAUUAACCAUUUCAGGUUUGGUUAUCAAGUGGUCCCCUCUGUUGAUUCAUGUUACCAUUGUUAGGGACCGGGAGUGCAAGCUUACAACACAGUUUGGAACAAGAUUUGCUGAUCAAAAGAUUCCCGAACAGAUGGAGUAUGAAAAGGAACUCAGCUGAUUGAUUCUCAUAUAAAAUUACUUCUUUGGCAUAAAGGAUUAUAUUGACACCAGACAAAGAUGGAGAUAGCUAAUUAUGACAAUGUUGCUGGCAACAGACACUCGAGCUAUAAAUUGUUGCUGAACAGUAUUGCAGAUGACCUUGACUUUUUGCUCAAUGACCUUUAUAAGAAUCCCCCAUUUGGAAGCCAAGAAGGUCAGACUGCUGGCUCAUCACAAAUUGAUCACAGGGCUAGUCUUCUGGAGCAGUAUGUAGCAGCCGGUGUUGAUGAUGAUGAGACGAUAGAUGAGAGCCUUGCUGGUAGGAAAGCAUCAGUCCUCUCAGCACAUCUUGAUAUCUUUGGACUGGAUGAUGAAGAUAAGGGCCUGCACCUCCCAACCCAAAAAGUGACAGCCAAUGGUGAAGACGCUGCAAUGGAGCAGCGUUGUAACACGGGGGACGAGCCACGGUUCAUCCCGUUGGUGGAACGCCUUAUCAAGACACACUCAGUAUGGUACCUCCCUAUGGUGGAUAGAGCAGGGGCCAUGAAAUCUCUCAAUGGCAAGGAAGAUGGGGUGUUUAUUGUUAGGCAGUCAAGUCACAAGGAUACCAUGGCCCUUUCGUUCAGAUUUGCUGCCAAGCCUGGAGGUUUUGACCACUACCUGAUUGAGUUCACAGGUCGUGGGUUGAGGAUUGAGGGCUCCCUACACUUCUUCCCUGUGAUGCCUAUGCUGAUUGCCCACUAUAUCGAGAAACUCGAUGAGCUACCAUGCCAACUGCGUCUUCCAGGAGCCAUACUCAAAGCCAACACCUCUCACGAAUUGAACUCCAUUGCAUUAUUAGGAAAAGACUUCUGGACCUCCUCACUGAUCGAGUGGAGCAAACCUCACAACACUGUCGUGACAAGUCUCAUAGACAUCCAGCCAUAUCAAUCUUGUCCAAGCUCCCACAGUGUAAGCUCACCAGUCACCAUCAGCGACUUAUCAAAGAAGAGAAUAACAAAAGACAUUCUUCUCUCUCCGUCUUCUGAUUUCGAUACAUCAGAUUUACCGGAUAGUUUGUUCCAAGUUCCACAAACGGAGUGCUUCAUGUCAAAUUUGAAACCAAUGGAUAGUUCUGGCACUGGGACAACAAGUUCUCAGAACUCAUCGAGUUCUCAGCCAUCUAUGAAAUCGGAUGGCUCAAUGAACAGGGUGCUCAUGUCUUCCAAUAGCCCUCAUGUGCAAAAAUCUGAACUUUAUUCCUUCGAUACUGAAGAUUUACAUGGUCAAAAUCAAAUGGGUCAUGAAUCAUUCAUUUCGACAACUGCGAUCAGUAUUGGUGAUAGUUUAGAUACUACUGGUUUUGAUCAGGAGGACUCUGUUGCUGAUAGUGGUGGAGAAUCGGACAUUUCGAGUGACGGAAUGGAAGAUGGGGUCAGGGAUAUGUCAGCUCAGAAAGACAGUGAGAUGUUUUUCAAGGAUAGCAGCCCGUACUGUAAGGGUGACUUUCGGGAUCGUUUGAGCGAUUACGAAGAUGUCUGGACUCCGACUCCAGACAUGGAUAAAAAAGACAAUGAAUUUAACAUAGGAAACAUAAAAACUACUGCUACUAAACUGAACAAUAACACUGAGCUUGCUAAAGCACAGGAAGAGUUCCGGAACAAUCUAAAUGCAUUGACACGUGCCCUGUCUCUGAGUACAGGCAGUCUCAAUAUGCAUUGUGAGGCAAAGUCGCCUCAUAUUCUAAAAAGUCCAGGUCAUGUUGGGUUCAUGAACCCGGGCUUUGGUUGCAUUAGCAAACAAAUGAGUGUAGAAAGUUUGAACAUGAAUCAGGACAUUACCAAACGGUCACCGCUCAUUCAGCCAUAUUCAAAGGAAGGGAUUUUCAAUCCAGGAUUUAAAGACUCAUCUUUGGACCGAAGCACUAUGAACUCUAAAAGUAGCACAGAAGGAAAAAUCACAGAAGUGGAUUAUACUUUCGAAUUACCUGACGUGUCUCAGGUGACUAAGAGACCAGAAAAGUUAGACAUCAUACCAGUAUUCGAAACUAAGAAGAUGUCGUAUACCAGCACGUUAACUUAUGAGAGGAAGCAGAAGAAAACAGAACACACACAUGUUCCUGAUGUUCAUGUGACUGAAGUCAGACUUCAGGUCAAUCAAACACAAGCAGAAUCUGUUCCAGUCAAACCACAGAAGCCACGCCCUCCUCCACUGAAUCUUACGGCUGUGAACCAAGACACUGAUGCAAGGCUGAGGAAAUUCUCUAGUCCUCCUUAUGCCGAACCCGUAGAUGCCAUAUCCCCAGACACGUGGGUGCCUAGGAGUCCGAGUAGAUGCCCAGCUAGUCCUGGAAAAUUUCCGGUAAAUCCUAAGAGGGGCCCAGUUAGUCAAAGUACAGGACCUAUAAGAGCAACUAAGGCUUUGAGCAUGCAUGAUGAACAUGGGCAGUUAAAACAGGACUACAGACCAAAGAGUCAAACUGAGGUGAAACCAAUUGAGGCUAAAAGUGGGGCUAAAACUGAUGCUCCUUCUAACAUGUCCAACUCCAAGAAAAACCCACCCAUCCCACCGCGCAUUGGAUGGGUUCGGAGGAGAAAGUCUGCACCUAGCUUCCCGCUGAAUGCAAAUGUUCGAAAGUUGCUAUCUGGCAAAGGAAAAGAGAAGGAACAACCACUGACAGUGUCGCCUCCUAUGGGUAGACCUCCUCUUGGUCAGAAGCUUAACCAGAAAUCAAAUAGUAGGGAUCAACCGUUGUCGAGGUCGGAGCCCCAUGGCAACCUUGUCACAAACCAAGGUUCAUUAGAGUUCUCAAAUGCAUCCAAUCAACAUAUAAAGUUACACCGUUUGAAUGGAUUCAGUAGCGCAGUUCAAAAUGGUGGAAGGUAUAGGUUGUCGUCUCCUCCAGAGUUUCCUCUGCGCCAGGAGAAACCAGUGCCAUUCCCCGUUACCAAGGAGGAGGUAGCUGUGACAAAAGAUGAUUCAUACAGUGAUGGCACUCCCCCAAGGGCCACUGCCCAAUCAGAGUCAAACAAGGGAAUGUUCGAAAAAUUGGAAUCAAUUGAAGACGUCCCUGAGAAUCCUGAAGAACUGGAUUCGUUGGAUGCUACUAAGAAAGUUAAACCAGGGCGAAGACGGAGACUCCUAGGGCGGCCUUUGUCACUCAAGGUCGAGAAAGCACUUCCUCAAUUCAACAAAAAAGAAGCAAAGCGAUCCCUUUCCUUAAAAAAGUUGAAAGGUUCUCCAGUAAUUUCAGAACAGCUGCCUCUUCCAGCGGAUACAACCGUUCAAGAAACGAGCCCUAAAGGUUCAAAGAAAUCUUUCAGCAUAAAGGGGGACAAAUCCAUUGAAAGUUUGAGUGGGAGUAGAUCCUCAUUCGGUCAUCCAUGUUCAAUCUUUGGGUGUCAGUCGUCGCUCGAUCGUGAUUGUCCACUGUCUGAUACAUCGAGUUUCAAAUCUUUCUCAACAACUGAUCUCAGUACCAAAGGUGCUGACAGAUAUGACUCUGAAGAAGUGAAGUCUUCAGAAAAUGUUCAGAGGAAUGUGAGAUCCUCUGCAGAUUAUGAUGAUAGUACAUGUACUUUAUCUGUUAUAUCUGACCGGACUUCUUUUUCGGAUACGUCGACUGUUGAGGAUUUAAUCCGAGCUUGUUCCCCACAACUAACUCUCAAACCAGUGUGUCAGUUAACGAAGGAAAAUGUUCAACGUUUAUCUGCCUAUGACAACCUCCAUUGUAUCGAUGAACUUCAGUCCCCUGGGGAGAGUGUCGCUACUGUGUUCUGCAAACCAUGGGAUAGUACGAUAUGGGAGAAUUUGCUUACAGAUAACAAAGAGGGGAAGAAUCUUCCUUUGGAGGUUACACAGGCUGUCCAAGAAUGGAUGACAAGAUCGGGAAGUCUUAGUGAUGUUGGAUACACCCCUGCUCCUUUCACUGGCAAGACUGGUACGGCAUCUGUUGCGGACAGCUGGACAUAUCAAGCAGGAGAAUCAGAGCCAGCCACUCCACAGAUUAUCAAUCCUCCUAGUUUGACACCUGUUCCCGGCUCUCCCAGCAGAUCUAGUAUCAAGGAGUCGAGCCCAAGAGCAAGUCUGCAAGGCGUCAGUGGCCAUGAACCUAGCCCCAGGGCAAGUCUGCAACACCCACGGACAUCAUCUUUGCGGAGUACCCCAGAUCGUGACCAUCUUGAUUCAUCAAGUAAAAGAUCAUUACGCAAUUCCUGCGGUAUCGAUAUUGUUUCGCCAAGUGUACAUGUUCAUGAAGAUGCGGAUAACGUUUCAAAUUCAUGGGUGAAUCUCUCAUUGGAUGAACGGCGGCCAUCCUUCGCCAUGGAAGCAGUGGAAGACAUGUGUUUGACUUCCCAGUCUCCUCAACAACGACAUCAACAUCUCCAAUACGAAGAUGACAAGUCUGAUGUUAGUGAAAGCUUUAGGAAUAGGAUCAUGCCAUAUUUAGGUGCCAGGAAAGUUCAUAGUCUCAGAAACAAGGAAAAGGACCCUGGACUCAGAAUCAGGGAUUCCAUAUCUAGACUUGCCCUGGACCAGAAGACCACAUUUGGUUGUACCAUUGAGAACUUCAACAAGUGCACCAUUGAGAGCGCUGAGAUGAACCCGAAUAUUGUCAUGAGAAAUGUUCGUCAGUUCAUGUCUGGGAUCAAGAACUACCUGACCAAGCACGGUGAGGGAGAGCUACAGGACAUCAUUGAGAGAGAAAGGAAUAAGCUCCAUGAAGAUGAGUUCCUUAACAUCGAUGCCAUCAUUGAGGGAUCACUCCAUAAAUGUGUCGUCAAACCACUGAAACAACACAUUUAUUCUUUGUUUGUCAAACACCAUACAAAGAAUGGAAAUCUCGAACUACUUUCAUCCAGUAUUAAAUUUGCACGGAACAAAUCAUCAGUGGAGAUAGGUCUUAGGCCUGGUCUGAUACCUCCAAGAGGGACCAGUUUAGAUGAGAUCAAACACUACUUGGAUAAGAUGCAGAAGGCAUAUUCUCCACUCAAAAAACUUGAGAACCUACUUGGUGCUACGUCUGCCAUUUAUAAUGGGGUUGAAGAACAAGGUGCUGAUGAUAAAUCAAAAAAUUCUGUACCCAUGGGAGCAGAUGAUUUCCUACCAGUGUUUAUUUAUGUAAUCGUCCAGUGCGGCCUGAUCUCAGCUGAAAUCGAAGCGGACUACAUGUGGGGCUUGCUUCAUCCCUCCCUGCUGGCUGGGGAGGGAGGCUACUACCUGACAACACUCAGCAGUGCUGUUCAUGUCCUCAAAAACUUCAGUGACGAGGAGUUGGCAGGAGUUGGAGGAGCCGUAAAUCAUAGGAAAGCAUCCCGCUGCUCAAGUCUGAAUGACUCCAACAUGCAAGGAGUAAUGAAGAUCCUGAUACCAGAUGAGAAAGAUGAUACCAUCAGGUCUCAGCCUCUGCCAGUCAGGCCAAACAUGUCAACUAAGGAUGUCUGUAGCCUAAUAGCUCACAAGUUUAGAGUGACCAACCCACAAGACUAUGGUCUCUACACAUUAGUCGACAAGAGUGAAAUCAAGCUGCAGGAUGCUGAAUGUCCCCAGGUUGUGAAGUCCGACUACUCAGCUGUCGGAAUGGAAUGUCGCUUCGCCUACAAAAGAAAUGAUGCAGCAUUUGCUUGGCCGCCCAUGUCGCUUAGUCACUUGCCUGAACCUUUCAGCAGUGAAGGAUACAACUACAGCAAACGGUCAACUAGUCUGUCACACAUACGAACUGGACUAGAAUGAGAGACAAUACCAUGCUUAUCGCCUCACAGCAUAUAUGAGGACUUAGUAUGAGGCCUUUCCUAUUCUAUCGAACUCACUCUGGAGAAUCAGUUCCCCAACUGAGAGAUAAUCUUAUCUUUAAACCUGUCGACUUGCUGAGCAUCAGUCUCCCCAGAUAGUGCCUGGGAAAAUAAUACGUGCAUCACAAGAAAAAUACCCAAAAUGUGCACAUAAGGAUAGAUUUGCUGCAACACAGUUUUGUCUACAUUAUCGUGAAACUUUUUCCUGUCCCAGGGCAGGCAUGCUCGGCAAAUUGCAAGACCUGCCUGAUUCUCAGAGAGCUGUCAAUGAAUGUUAUUCUCAGCAAGCUGGGAAUAGAUUCUCCAGGCCAGAAGGAACUGUUAUCAGAUAUCUAUGGAUAGGCAUGAACCAUUUUGAAUCAUCAGAUUUUCAGUUUAAAAGAGUGUCCAGAUUUCAUAGUUCUCUUUGAUAAUUCUUUGGAAUUCAACAUUGUUAUUCAUAUACUGUCAUCUUAGAAUUGUAUUAUUUUCAUAAAAAAUCAAAAUGUACAGAAAGAGUUUGAUAUGGCCUGUUGUCAAGGACCAUAUAGAACCAAGUUUGCUGUAUUGGAGUGAUCAGAGGAAGAGUUCGGACAUUUCAACGCUUUCAAUGAAUUGUUAUGAUCUGUAAAUAUUAGGCCCACGCUGUGGCCCUGAGAGCGUAAAAGAAUGUAGUGAGAGUGUACUAUUAACCAUAUUGACGGUGCUCUACGGUGCGUCUCAAAAAUGCCAGGAUUGCAGAUCUUGACUUUCUGUGGUGAACACUGUGUAUUUUUGGUGCUGUUCUUGAAAGUGAAGAGUAAAGUCUAAGUGCUGUAAAUUAUGGAAUAUCUGCUAUUUUAUCAUGUGCCCUUUAAGUUUAGUAAGCUGCCUAAGUGAUAUUUAAGGAAUUGAAACUGAACUGGAGGUGUUGGUUGUUUCCCCAAACACUGCAAGGGUGGAGCUUAAUGUAGACCAAAACUGAGUCGCAUUGCUGAGAUUUGGGCGAAAUGGCAGCUCUAUCUGAGCAGUAAUUUGGUUCAGACUUUCCGAAUAAAACAAGUUUUUAUAAAUAUUCCUCGUCAUCUAUUAUGAUUCAUUGUGACAAAUGAUGCUUAUAUUUAAAUCAUGCUAUGGAUUUGGGGGGCAAAGUUGUCAAUCAAUUAACAAAAUUACCAAUCAAUCAUGAAUUUGCAAAAUUGUGCAUUAAGCCAAGAUGUCACCAAAAUGUAAAAGGAGUGCUUAUUAUUACUACCUGGAAAUGAAUGAUUAGAAAGAAAGCAUGAUUAGAAAGAAGAAAAUAUGAUUAGACAAGACAAAGCAGGUUCGAGUCCUCUUUGAAUCCUAGAUGUUGUUUGGGGGACAGACAACAGCUAGCUUCAAAAGAGAACUCCAACCCUCACCUGUAUACACAUUUACACUUUCACUCUUUAUUAUCGUUAAAAAGAGAUUGGUUCGGGUUGGACUCCCUAAAUCUCUGUUUAUUGAGGGGUGCCUAUAGGGGGUGUUGUCUAAGGCCUAUGAAUGUGUAUACAGGAUUUAAAGGCCUAAAUACUUAUCCAUGGUCUUCACCUGAAAUACUGAAAGAGCAGGCAUUCAAAGUACAAGAAAGUGCAUGAAUCCAAGAGUUUUUUAGUGCUUGAAUACCAAGUCUUAUCGAGAACAGAGUUCUGUCCAUCUUUAAUAGGACAAAGGCAAUGAUUUGGUCUUCUUGGAUGUCCCAUCCUUCCUUCAUGAUCAAGUCGCUCCUUCCUCCUGUUCACAGCCAUGUUGUCCUGUUGCUCAGAUACACCCUCCAUCCUGGUAGUAAAGACGAAGUACACAAAAUACAGUUCCAUCAAGAAAAGUCUGGCAUCCUCAGCAUCACAUUUCAAAGUUCAGAUUCCCAUCUUGUUUUGUCAUCAACAGUUUGGAUUUCCAGGCAGUCCAGUCCCUGACAUCCAUCAGUGUCAUCAUCACCUUGCCUAUUGAAUUUCCUCAGAAACCUCUGGGGUGUCCAGUGCAUCCAUUUCCACACCUCCGGUCAUGGUCACCUCCCCUUAUCUCUUGUCUCUGAUGGCCCACACAGCUUCUUGGAGAGCACCUGAAUGCUAGUUGUUCGUGCAAGAAUAUAAAAUAACUCAUACUCACAAAAUUCCUGUUUCAUCAGUAGGGCAGACUCUCAAACCAAAGAAAAAUGCUUCCACAAUUUGGAAACAUAAUUUUUUAAGAGAAUUUCUUUCAAAGGGCUUGGCUUACCCGCUUGGUGACUGAAAAUUUCAAAAUUCUUCCUAACUUCUGAGAUAUGGCGUCUUGAUAUUCUUUCAAAUCAUCGCAAAGCACAUACCCCAGAAAUCACGAGCAAUUCCAAAAUUACAGUAACUAAGCAUUCACUAACAAAAUUGAUUGAUUCCUUCUGAUUCUUAAAAAGAUUAUAAAAAAAUAUUUCUAGAAGUACAUGUAUAGGCAGAUCCAUGGGUCAAAGCCAAGCCUUUAUAUUUUAUGUCCCCCAGUUAGCCCACAAAAAGUGUCGAAAUUCAUUUGUACCACCAGUUCAGCCAUGCCCCACUGGAGCCAAUUCUUUCACCUGAAGCGUGAAUCUGAAAGAAAAAAGGAAGAGAAACAAUAAAUAAACCCUCAGGACAUCAAAACAAGCAACAAGAUUUUGGGAGUCAUUCAAGAUCUAAAAGUAUAUCAUGUGUUUUGUGUCACCCAGUAGUGGUGCCAGAAACUGAAAUUAUUGUGGACAGUUAUUCAUCAGCCUCAAGGAUGCUAAUUGAGGCCAUCAAAAUGAUACCAGGAAUGCAAUGAGAGAGUUUUAAAACAAUCAACCAAGUUUUGGGACAGAGUUACCAAAGUUCGAAAGUAUGUAAUGUUUUUUGUGUCACUUAGUAGUAGCUGUGAAAAUAGAUUUGAGAGAAUCAUCAUCUCAAUACUUUUACACCAUAGUUUGGUUUCUCUCUUUUUAAAGAAGGGUAAGUGACAUUAGGCCCUGCCAGUCCCAUGAGACCGAUUAUUUAGAAUUUCCCAAGUCAGCUACAGUGGCUAACCACCUAAUACCUUUUGACAAAUUGUUAGAGAAUACAAAAUGUCCCCCAAAGUUUUCAUCAACUUAUGAAUCAAUAUAAUGAUACUUUCCCUGAAACAGCUCCAACACCAGGUCAUCCAUCAAAAUUAAUCAAUUUAGUGAUGCGUACUGUUUACGUAAACGUUCACGUUGAAAAACUAAAUCUCACUAGUGCUCUUGAUUAUUCAUAAGGAGCGGCACGGGCGGCGACCCCGUAGUAAAAAUUUGCAUACCGCACGUCUUCUGCAUCCCACGAGCAGACGCUCAAUUCAUCGCGGCGAAAAGUUACGUUUUCAAGUUUUCUGAUCAUUUUCAAACCGAUCCACCAGCAAGAUCAGUUUGAUUGUAUCAUAAUUCGAUAAACAAUCAACAUGAAUUAAACCCUGACAAACUAGAAUUUGUUUUCAUGAUCAGAUUCAGCGACGAAAUGAAACAAUGUAUCUCGGCGUGCAUGUAUCCGCCCCUCGGGACAUUUUCUUUUCUGACAUUUUGAUGGGGAUUUUGGGUGAAAACUUUCCCAAAAAACUUUACUUGGUUAAGCUGUUGGUUACUCUAAGGUUAAACUAACUUCUGAAGACUAAAACCUAUCUAGACCGUGAAAAAAGAAACAAAAUUAUCAAAAUGGAAAGGGACAACUCACCUGCACAUCCGGCCAGGUCGCGGACUUCCAGUGAAAUGAAUUGAGGGAACCGGCAACCUCGUGCGGAGGGAUUUUUCCAGCUAUCUCCGCAGAGUGUGUCAAAGGAUGCAAGCUCAUUGGAGCGAGGAUGCAGGGGCCCUUGAAACCAGCUCCUUUGGCGCCUAUUUGCGGUCAGACAGUGCUGCAGACACUAGCACUGAUUUGACACGUGCCAGUUUUUUUGAGCAGGAGCGUCCCAUGAUUUCAAGCCCAGACCGUUUGAUACUCGAAAACCUCGAAUACAAGGUCUGAGGCUCCGCACCCAUUCAUUACAAUGGAGGAGGGAUUGUCAAGUUUCGCAUUGUUCUGUCAGCCAAUGACGCUGAUCUUGACUGACAAUCGAAGUGAUAUGCCGGGUCUCUUUAAUCAGAAGAAAUGAACCUACUAUAACUAGUGAUGUUGAUUUCGUUUCACUGUCAAUGUCUGCCAAGAUCAGACCGUGAUUAUAACACAUGCGACUCCAUUGGCCCAUGCCAUUGGUAAAAAAAUAAUACCUGACUUAUUGGUCCAUCCCCAUUCAAAACCAUUGCCAUGAAUUGGGGCGAAGCCUCAGAUCUGGUACUCGAAGUUUUAGAGUAUCUGUUUUGGGUAGGAGCAAAAGCUGUCUUUAUACUCAGCCACGUGCCGACACAGGUCGACCGUUCUACAAAAAAACAACGUAAAGCAGCUUUCGCCGAAGGAUGAGAAAUGGAGGGAUGACUGAGAAAGGAAAAUGGCGUUUUCGCACUGGAGACAGACAAUUCGUAUUACCAGUAUAAUAAAUCCUGUGAUCGUUCUAUUUAAUCGUGUAGUGUGAUGGAACAAUCACCCUGUCGAAACUCGUGCAAUUAUUAACUAUUCACAUUUUUAAAAUUUUAUUGUUAAAUUUCAUGGCAAUAAGUCGACAGACUUUAACUAUGAAGACACUUGCAUUUGGAUCAGCUGCUGCAGGUGCAAACUCACACAGAGCCGAAAUUUAAAAAAAAUCAGCGAUGUAAGGAACGAAAUCAGUGCCUCUAGUGUCAAGAUUGUUGCAGGUUCGCCCUUUAAAUUUGUUCUGUUGUCUUGGUGUGGGCUUUUAAAGGUAUACCUUACCGCCCACACUAAACUGUCAGUGUAUAUUACUUGUAUGCAUGUCAUUGUACAAUACAUUGAAGAGCAAAUGAAUAAAUGAAAAUAAAUAAGUUUCAAUGGA
This is a messenger RNA of Lineus longissimus, 13316 nucleotides long. RefSeq lists its product as uncharacterized. The transcript is spliced from 24 exons. The record is from RefSeq and is a predicted model, not a curated record. Gene Ontology annotation, molecular function: small GTPase binding; guanyl-nucleotide exchange factor activity. The coding region runs from base 2767 to 8400 and encodes 1877 amino acids. Lineage: Eukaryota; Metazoa; Nemertea; Pilidiophora; Heteronemertea; Lineidae. Gene Ontology annotation, cellular component: cytosol; endocytic vesicle. Gene Ontology annotation, biological process: vesicle-mediated transport; signal transduction.